Epinephelus moara (kelp grouper) is the source of this 2201-nucleotide messenger RNA. Its product is annotated as isocitrate dehydrogenase [NAD] subunit gamma, mitochondrial-like. The coding region runs from base 15 to 1286 and encodes 423 amino acids. Gene Ontology annotation, cellular component: mitochondrion. The transcript is spliced from 11 exons. Lineage: Eukaryota; Metazoa; Chordata; Actinopteri; Perciformes; Serranidae. Gene Ontology annotation, biological process: tricarboxylic acid cycle; isocitrate metabolic process. Gene Ontology annotation, molecular function: oxidoreductase activity, acting on the CH-OH group of donors, NAD or NADP as acceptor; NAD binding; magnesium ion binding. The record is from RefSeq and is a predicted model, not a curated record.
GAGUGAGUGAGUGAAUGUGUGUGUGCGUGAGGGAGACAGACACACAGAGGGAGAUUAACAGUGAGCGCGCAGCUCGCUCCCGGCCCCGUGUCGUCCAUCCAUCCCCGGGGAGAGUGAACAUGACGGCCCGGUCUGUGCGAUCCAUCUCCGGAGCUCUGAAACUCGUCUUCAGCAGCCGGUUAACCAGGGUUUAUGGUGCAGCUGCAUGUCAUCAGAGACACAAGUCCACUUACACUCCUCCACCAGCACAGUAUGGAGGCAGACACACUGUGACUCUGAUUCCUGGAGAUGGAAUCGGACCAGAGCUGGCUCACCACGUGUGUGAACUAUUCCGGUUCUGCUGUGUGCCAGUGGACUUUGAGGUUGUCAAUGUGGACUCAUCUAUGGCGUCAGAAGAUGACAUCAAUAACGCCAUCAUGGCUAUCAGGCGCAAUGGAGUUGCACUCAAAGGUAACAUUGAGACGAACCACAACCUGCCACCAUCAUACAAGUCCAGAAACAACCUGCUCCGCACUACUCUGGAUCUCUAUGCCAACGUGAUGCACUGCCAGUCUCUACCAGGAGUGAGGACACGCCACAGAAACGUUGACAUCAUGAUCAUCAGGGAGAACACAGAGGGAGAGUACAGCAGCCUGGAGCACGAGAAUGUACCGGGCGUUGUUGAAUGUCUGAAGAUCAUCACCAAGACCAAAUCUUUACGCAUCGCUGACUACGCAUUCAGGACUGCUCGGGCCAAAGGACGCAGACGAGUCACUGCCGUACACAAAGCUAACAUCAUGAAGUUGGCGGACGGCCUCUUCCUGGAGUGCUGUAAGGAGGUUGCCAGCGGUUACCCUGAAAUCACCUUCGACAGCAUGAUUGUGGACAACACCACCAUGCAGUUGGUUUCCAGGCCCCAGCAGUUCGAUGUGAUGGUCAUGCCCAACCUGUAUGGCAACGUCGUGAGCAAUGUGUGUGCCGGGCUGGUUGGGGGACCGGGACUGGUGCCGGGAGCCAACUACGGAGAGGACUACGCCGUGUUUGAGACGGGCACCAGGAACACAGGGAAGAGCAUUGCUAACCGCAACACAGCAAACCCCACAGCCAUGCUGCUGGCCUCUUGCCUGCUGCUGGAUCACCUGAAGCUCCACGCCUACGCCGGCAUGAUCCGCAGAGCCAUACUCUCCACCGUAACUGAGACUCGGCUGCACACUGCUGACCUGGGAGGCCAAGGCUCCACCUCUGAAGUGGUGCAGUCCAUCAUGAAGGCUGUGCAGAGCACCGGGCCACGGACACUGAGCAUCUAGAACAAACACACAUCGGUGCAGCAGUGAUGUGUACGUUAGUGUGCCUCUCUCCAGUAGGUCUUCUAUGCAAUUUCAUAAUAAUAGUUGUUUAAUAGUCAUACUUAAAUGAAACUGUACACACAGUCUAUGCAGCUGUUUUUAUCUUAAGAGUUUCCUCACCUCCUGAUAGUUUUUUUAAAGUUGUCUGAGCGUUUACAUCUGAACAAUUCCUGAACUGACUAUCGUACUGUUUACUGUGUGAAAUAUUACAACACAAUACUACCUAACAUAACACCCAAUCUAUUCCAUGUUUGUUAGUUUUGUUAAUUUAUUUAUUAUUAAGUGAAACCAGUUAUUCUGUGUGCGUUUAACUUAUUUUAAACUAAACACAGCUGUUGUUUGUUAAGUGUAACACAGCUGUCUUAUUACUGAAUGUAUCAGACACUAAUAAAGCUAAUAAAGCUCAUGUGUCUGUAGUUCAUUGUUUUGUUUCCAAAAUUAUAAUGUGCUGAAACCCACAUGUAUUCACGCACGCAGCACUGGCUUGUCCAGACCACAGGGAGGCCACAUUGUCUUGUGUAAUCAGUUCAUUCAGUUUGUUGUGACUGAGCAAAAUUGUACUAGUUGUGUUUUAAUUAGUAGCAGUAAUAAUAAUAACUUUACUUGUAAUAUUUUUAACCUUUCAUGCAAAGGUGGAGCCUAAAGUGUUUCAGGGUUAAAAAUGAUAUUCAAAACUGAAAAUAAAUAAUAACAACAAGCAAAAUGUUGAUAACAAUACCAUAGAACUAUCCGUGGAAUGUAAGUACAUAAACUUCAGGAUUGUAUUUCAGUACAGUUUUGACGCACUUGUACUUUGCUUGAGUAAUUAUGAGUAAUAAUUUUUAAUUAUCAUUCAUAUUUUAAAAUGAAAUCAAUAUCAAUCAAUCAAUAUGUUAA